GAAGCAGAGUCGGAGGGAGGGACGGACGGAGGGAGGGCGGACACACACCGACAGCCGACACACACAGUCCACGCGCGGCAGAGCACCUUCAGACAGGAGAGGAAGGCGUUCCGCGCUCUCCGGCCCCUCCGCCGUCCUCUCAGGGCAAGAGCUGGAAGAAUUUAAAGAGAACACUCGAGCCCAGAACAACGCAAAUCCCUAGUGUUAAAAAAUUACAUGAACCUCAGUCUGGAAGCAUACCUGCUAGAGUGUGAUCGAUAAUCCUUACAACGUGCCAUACAGACGCAAAGAUCGUGCUUCGAUGGGCAUUUUUUUAGGAGUAUUACGAGGAAUACGUGAAUAGUUUCCAUAGUCGUAAAACACAAGGCUGGGAAAGAGACGCAAGAAGGGAAAAAGAAAGCCUUUCUGUUGGAUAUUUCUCAAGAGGUUUGCCGCAGGAAGCAGCCGAAUCAGGAGCUUUGGCCUAGUUAUAGGGGCUGGCGGUGGACGGUGAACUAUUUCCCAGCACAGGGAGGCUGCCCUCGGCGCGGCUGCCGUCGACUGUGCCGUGAUCGGCUGGCCGGAGCGGCGAGUGCAAUGCUCAUAGGAGGAUGUCGGGAGACUGGGACGAAGACCUGUGCAAAAAGGCCCUCAUGCUGGUGGAGGAGCUGUGCUUCCACUCGCCGGGGGGCUACAGCCAGAGCGAACGCUGCCAGGAGUUCAACUACAUGCUGGGGGGUCCGAACAGACCGAUCGACUCCGAGAUAUCGGUCAGCCUCUUGUCGGUCAUCGUGACGUUCUGCGGCAUCGUCCUGCUCUCCGUCUCCCUCUUUGUGUCAUGGAAGCUCUGCUGGCUGCCCUGGAGGGACAAGGAGGGUGGGGGGCUCAGUCUGACCUCAGGCCUCCUUCCUGGAGGGGUGGGAGUGGGCGGGGGCGGAGGGUCUUCCCUCCUUCCAACACUGUUGCAAAGGAAGGAGACGCACUCCUCCUCCUCCCUCUACCCGUCCCUCUCCCAGUCGGGCCAGCACCACCCGCACUUCUCGGAUAUGCUGGUGGUGGAGAGGGGCGAAGCAGGCGGGCUUGGCGUCGGGGGAGUGAUAGGCGGGCCGGAGAGAACCCCGAUCGGUGUGGCGGGGGGUCCCCUCGAGACACAGGAGCACUCCUACCUGGACAUGGACAGCUACCCUAACGCCACCGGGGGCGGGUUAAAGCUGAGCCAGACUUCUCCCGAACUGCCGCCGUCAUCUGAUCUUGGCUCCCAGCCCCAGAGAGAGCUGCCCAAUGCCCACUCCCAGCAGCAGGUCACAGCGCGGCCGCGCCCCAUGACACACCAGCUCUCCAGCCCCGACUUCCACAGCGAGGAGAAGAGCGAACAGGUGACCAGCAUCGGUCAGAUCAAGCCGGAGCUGUACAAACUCCGGCAGGGGGAGCAGGGAGAUGCAAAACAGGGCAACACCUGUGGGAAAAUCUGCUUCCUUCUGCGCUACGCCUUCAACACAGAGCAGCUGGUUGUUAAGAUCCUAAAAGCUCUUGACUUGCCUGCUAAAGAUGCCAACGGCUUCUCUGACCCUUAUGUCAAGAUCUAUCUGCUCCCAGAUAGAAAGAAGAAAUUCCAGACCAAGGUGCACAGAAAGACCUUAAAUCCCGUGUUCAACGAAACAUUCCAGUUUGGGGUUGCGCUCGCCGAGCUCCACUCACGAAAGCUCCACUUCUCCAUCUACGACUUCGACCGCUUUUCCAGACACGACCUCAUUGGCCAGGUGGUGGUAGACAACUUGCUGGACUUCAGCGAGGGAAACAGUGAAAAGCCCGUGUGGAGGGACAUUGUGGAGGGGACGGCGGAAAAAGCGGACCUAGGAGAGCUGAACUUUUCCCUUUGUUAUUUACCCACGGCUGGGAGACUCACUGCCACAGUCAUCAAAGCCACCAAUCUGAAAGCUAUGGACCUCACCGGCUUCUCAGACCCUUAUGUGAAAGCUUCUCUGAUCUGUGAUGGCCGUAGGCUGAAGAAGAGAAAGACAUCCAUCAAGAAGAACACACUCAAUCCCGUCUACAAUGAAGCACUGGUCUUUGACAUUCCCAAUGAGAACAUUGACAACGUAUCUCUAAUCAUCGCGGUAAUGGACUAUGACUGUAUCGGACACAACGAGGUGAUAGGGGUGUGCCGCGUGGGGAGCGAUGCGGACGGACCUGGCCGCGAGCACUGGGCCGCUAUGUUGGCCAACCCCAGGAAGCCCAUCGAGCACUGGCACCAGCUAGUCGAGGAGAAGAAUAUAAACUCAUUUGUAUCGAAGACUGCCACUUCUUCUUCCAAGCCAAACAUUGUGGUGGACAGCCCCCAUUCGGACUAGAACUGUCCUGUCCUAGGUCCCGUCCUAGGGUUCCCGGUUGCCACCCUCCUUCCAGCUCCAGAUGCUCCUUCUCUACGGUAACCGGUUUUCGGCGCUUCGGAAAGAGGCCGUGAGGGGGGACAGAGAGAGAAGACAAGCUUCCGAAGUCGAUCCACCACUAGUUAG
Scleropages formosus (Asian bonytongue) is the source of this 2495-nucleotide messenger RNA. Its product is annotated as synaptotagmin-C-like. Gene Ontology annotation, cellular component: exocytic vesicle; plasma membrane. Lineage: Eukaryota; Metazoa; Chordata; Actinopteri; Osteoglossiformes; Osteoglossidae. The transcript has 13 exons. Gene Ontology annotation, biological process: calcium-ion regulated exocytosis. The record is from RefSeq and is a predicted model, not a curated record. Gene Ontology annotation, molecular function: SNARE binding; clathrin binding; phosphatidylserine binding. The coding region runs from base 591 to 2330 and encodes 579 amino acids.